Messenger RNA from Miniopterus natalensis, 2498 nucleotides. The record is from RefSeq and is a predicted model, not a curated record. Lineage: Eukaryota; Metazoa; Chordata; Mammalia; Chiroptera; Miniopteridae.
UCGAGAAAUGGUGUGGUUGAUAGACAGCUUCUUCCUGUCUGAUUUAUAUUGUCACUGGUGAAUGGUCUGAUUUUCACCUUUGGUGCCUAUUUCUGUUCUUUGAUUCUUGCUACAGAAACAAGUCACCAGGCCCUUCAGAACAUGCCCAAAGUGCUCCGUGAUGUCGAAGCUCUUAAACAGGAGGCAUCUUUUCUGAAAGAACAAAUGAUUCUUGUCAAGGAGGACAUUAAAAAAUUUGAACAGGACACAUCGCAGUCAAUGCAGGUGUUGGUAGAAAUCGAUCAGGUGAAGUCCAGGAUGCAGCUUGCUGCCGAGUCCCUUCAGGAAGCAGACAAGUGGAGCACGUUGAGUGCUGACAUUGAGGAGACAUUCAAGACUCAGGAUAUAGCUGUGAUUUCUGCCAAGCUAACAGGCAUGCAGAACAGCUUGAUGAUGCUUGUUGACACACCAGACUACUCAGAAAAAUGUGUGCACUUGGAGGCCUUGAAGAACAGACUGGAGGCCUUGGCCAGCCCCCAGAUCGUGGCAGCAUUUACCUCACAGUCUGUAGAGCAAUCCAAAAUGUUUGUGAAGGUGUUCACUGAAAUUGACCGGAUGCCCCAGCUUCUGGCCUACUACUACAAAUGUCACAAGGUGCAGCUUGUUGGAGCCUGGCAAGAGCUGUGCCAGAGCGACCUCCCCCUGGACCGGCAGCUCACCGGACUCUACGAUGCCUUACUGGGAGCUUGGCACACGCAAAUUCAAUGGGCUACGCAGGUUUUUAAGAACCCCUACGAGGUGGUGACUGUGCUGCUGAUUCAGACCCUAGGGGACUUGGCGCCCUCUCUGCCCACGUGCCUCGGCUCCAGUGUGGAGCAGGCGGGGCCCGAGCUGGAGCUUCCCAAGCUGCUGGAGCUGUAUGCCGCCACUGCCCACUUUGCCAAGGGGCUGGAGAUGGCACUGCUGCCCCACUCACAUGAGCACAACCCGGUGAAAGUCAUGGAGCUGGUGGGUGCUGUUUACAGUCCAUACAAACCCUACCAGCUCAAGUACGGCGAGAUGGAAGCCCAGCACCUCCUCAUCCAGAUCAGUGCGGUGCCUCUGGAGCACGGGGAAGUCAUUGACUGCGUGCAGGAGCUGAGCCACUCUGUGAGCAAGCUCUUUGGCCUGGCAUCUGCAGCUGUUGACAGAUGUGUCCAAUUCACCAACGGCCUGGGGACCUGCGGCCUGCUGACAGCCCUGAAAUCCCUCUUUGCCAAGUAUGUGUCUGAUUUCACCAGCGCGCUCUACUCCGUGCGAAAGAAGUGCAAGCUGGACGACAUUCCUCCCAACUCUCUCUUCCAGGAAGACUGGACAGCCUUCCAGAACUCCAUCAGGAUAAUCGCCACCUGUGGAGAGCUCUUGAGGCAGUGCGGGGACUUCGAGCAGCAGCUAGCAAACAGGAUUUUGUCCACAGCCGGGAAGUACCUGUCUGAUGCCUACAGCCCCCGGAGCCUGAGCGGGGUUCAAGACAGCCUCCUGACAGACAGGAAGAGCUCUGCCAAGAACCCGUGGCAGGAAUAUAAUUACCUCCAGAAGGAUAACCCUGCUGAAUACGCCAGCUUAAUGGAAAUACUUUAUACCCUCAAGGAAAAAGGGUCAAGUAACCACAACCUGCUGUCUGCCUCCAGAGCAGCCCUGACCCGGCUUAACCAGCAGGCCCACCAGCUGGCUUUCGACUCGGUUUUCCUGCGCAUCAAACAGCAGCUGCUGCUCAUCCCGAAGAUGGAAAGCUGGAACACCGCGGGCAUUGGAGAGACCCUGACGGAUGCCCUGCCCACCUUCAGCCUCACCCCUCUCGAGUACAUCAGCAACAUUGGGCAGUAUAUCAUGUCCCUCCCCCUGAACCUGGAGCCAUUUGUGACCCAGGAGGACUCCGCCUUAGAGCUGGCGUUGCACGCAGGAAAGCUGCCAUUUCCUCCUGAGCAAGGGGAUGAAUUGCCCGAGCUGGACAACAUGGCUGACAGCUGGCUGGGCUCGAUCGCCAGAGCCACGAUGCAGACCUACUGUGAUGUCAUCCUCCAGAUCCCCGAGCUCACGCCACACUCCACCAAGCAGCUGGCCACUGAUAUUGACUACCUGGUCAAUGUGAUGGAUGCCCUGGGCCUGCAGCCCUCCCGCACCCUCCAGCACGUCGGGACGCUCCUGAAGACCAAACCUGAGGACUACAGACAGGUCAGCAAAGGCUUGCCCCGGCGCCUCGCCACCACGGUGGCCACCAUGCGGAGUGUGGACUACUGACCCAAGCCUGCCCAGAGGGUUGGGGCUGCAGCUCCGGGUCAUGCAGCUCUCCAGAAUGGCUUUGCUGUAACUGCCCGGGAGUGGGCCAGAUUGGUAAAGACUUUCAUUUGUGAUUAAAAAAAAAGCAAAACCCAAACAUUGUAAAUCAGAGGUAUAUUAUUUAUUAGAGAAGAAUUUUCAGGUGAUUUUUCUAAUCCAGUCUUGGAAAUGGAGUUAAUAAAUACAGUGGAAUUCAAGAA